GAGGAUUGCCUGAACCCAGGAGGUGGAGGCCGCAGUAAGCCAUGAUUUCACCAGUGUACUCCAGCCUGGGUGACAGAGUGAGACCCAGUCUCUAAAAGAAAGAGAGAGAGACAAGAGAGGAGAGAGGAGAGAGAGGACAGAGGAGAGCAAAGAAAGACUGUCAGAGGAAAUUAGGCAGAGGGCAAGAUAAAGCCAUUCAGGAGGCUUUUCUUUAGUAUGAUUGGGCCAACUUUAGUAUUAUGUCCAUCCCAAGCCAGUAACAGUUUUUAUGGGAAUUGACUUAGACUAAUCAGGAUCCACUCCUUGAGCUGGGGAUAAGAUCAGCUUUCUCCAAAGCACAAGUGGGAGAGGGAAACCCAAACUGAAUUAGGGUUGGGUUAGGAAGAAAGGAGUUUGGCAAGGGUGAGAUGCUAACAGACAUUAUGAAACUCUGUGGUGGUGCAGUGAUAGAGCCGGGCACAGUAUAUGAUGGAAUCACUGACGCUGGAGGGACGUCCUAAACUAGCCUGAAGUAGUCAGGAAGAACUCUCUGGAGGAAGUAAGGCCUGGCCUAAAUCUUCAGGAUGAGGAGGAGUGAACCAGACAAAAGAGCAAGGGGUGAGGAGAAUGGCUUUCCAGGCAGAAGGAACAACAUAAGCAAAGUCACAGAGAAGACAAGCAACAUGGUGUUGUAUGAAGCUACAAGCAUUUUGGUGUUGCUGGAAUUUCAGGGCCUGCACCCUAGAAUAAUAGCUGAAGGAUUUGAAGCUGCAAAGAUAAAAGCACUUGAAGUUUUGGAGGAAGUUAAAGUGACAAAGGAGAUGAAAAGAAAAAUCCUCUUAGAUGUAGCUAGAACAUCAUUACAAACUAAAGUUCAUGCUGAACUGGCUGAUGUGUUAACAGAGGUUGUGGUGGAUUCUGUUUUGGCUGUUAGAAGACCAGGUUACCCUAUUGAUCUCUUCAUGGUAGAAAUAAUGGAGAUGAAGCAUAAAUUAGGAACAGAUACAAAGUUGAUCCAAGGAUUAGUUUUGGAUCAUGGUGCCCGUCAUCCAGAUAUGAAGAAGCGAGUAGAAGAUGCAUUUAUCCUUAUUUGCAACGUUUCACUGGAAUAUGAAGAAACAGAGGUGAACUCUGGUUUCUUUUAUAAGACUGCAGAAGAGAAAGAGAAAUUGGUAAAAGCUGAAAGAAAAUUUAUUGAAGAUAGAGUACAAAAAAUAAUAGACCUGAAGGACAAAGUUUGUGCUCAGUCAAAUAAAGGAUUUGUCGUCAUCAAUCAAAAGGGAAUUGAUCCAUUUUCCUUAGAUUCUCUUGCAAAACAUGGAAUAGUAGCUCUUCGCAGAGCAAAAAGAAGAAAUAUGGAAAGACUCUCUCUUGCUUGUGGUGGAAUGGCCAUGAAUUCUUUUGAAGAUCUCACCGUAGAUUGCUUGGGACAUGCUGGUCUUGUGUAUGAGUAUACAUUAGGUGAAGAAAAGUUCACUUUUAUUGAGGAGUGUGUUAACCCUUGCUCUGUUACCUUGUUGGUUAAAGGACCAAAUAAGCAUACUCUCACACAAGUCAAGGAUGCCAUAAGAGAUGGACUUCAUGCUAUCAAAAAUGCCAUUGAAGAUGGUUGUAUGGUUCCUGGAGCUGGUGCAAUUGAAGUGGCAAUGGCUGAAGCUCUUGUUACAUAUAAGAACAGUAUAAAAGGAAGAGCUCGUCUUGGAGUCCAAGCUUUUGCUGAUGCCUUACUCAUUAUUCCCAAGGUUCUUGCUCAGAAUGCUGGUUAUGACCCACAGGAAACAUUAGUAAAAGUUCAGGCUGAGCAUGUCGAGUCAAAACAACUUGUGGGCGUAGAUUUGAAUACAGGUGAGCCAAUGGUAGCAGCAGAUGCAGGAGUUUGGGAUAAUUAUUGUGUAAAAAAACAACUUCUUCACUCUUGCACAGUGAUUGCCACCAACAUUCUCCUGGUUGAUGAAAUUAUGCGAGCUGGGAUGUCUUCUCUCAAAUGAUGAUUGAAUUCAAAAUCAACCCUUCUAGAAGAUGAAAUUUAGUACACUUUACAUCUGACUACUAUUGUGUAGCCUGAGCCAUUCUGAAUUUCUACACAAUAAAUGCAGUUUAUGUCUUUUGGGUCUUAA
This is a messenger RNA of Pan troglodytes (chimpanzee), 2096 nucleotides long. RefSeq names its product chaperonin containing TCP1 subunit 6B (gene CCT6B). Gene Ontology annotation, biological process: protein folding. NCBI's taxonomy places the organism in Eukaryota, Metazoa, Chordata, Mammalia, Primates, Hominidae. The record is from RefSeq and is a predicted model, not a curated record. The coding region runs from base 564 to 1967 and encodes 467 amino acids. Gene Ontology annotation, molecular function: ATP-dependent protein folding chaperone; ATP binding; ATP hydrolysis activity. The transcript is spliced from 12 exons.